CCACGGGGUGAGGAGGCGGACUAACUAGGCGACAGUCACCGGCUGAUCUCCGAGAAAAGUCAACUGCACGGGAACGGCCGUGGAAUGAAGCCGAAAAGGGUACGAGACGCAGGAACUUGCUCUGCAGCAUUUCACGUCUAGACAAAGGGAGAGCUAAGAGAACGCCAGCUUUGUAAAGAGUUUUUGGCUUCUUCAUCUUGGAAAUAUUUAUCCACCCAAGAGAACGUCUGUGCCUGUACUUCCAUAAGAGAUUUUUGUAUUUUCUAUGUAUUUGUUCUGAGAAUGCAUCUGGAUGGAGGAGACUGAAGCUUUAAUAAGUAUGCGUGAAGACCCUAGUUUUCAUGUGCGUUACAGAAUGGAGGCGUCAUGUCUGGAGCUAGCCUUGGAAGGAGAGCGUUUGUGCAAGUGUGGGGAUUGUCGGGCCGGAGUUUCCUUCUUUGAGGCUGCAGUGCAAGUGGGAACAGAGGACCUGAAAACUCUCAGUGCUAUUUACAGUCAGCUGGGAAAUGCCUAUUUCUACCUGCACGAAUACAACAAGGCUUUGGAAUACCACCACCAUGAUCUGACGUUAGCAAGGACCAUCGGGGACAGACUUGGGGAAGCCAAAGCCAGUGGAAACCUGGGCAACACUCUAAAGGUUCUGUGUAAAUUUGACGAAGCAAUUUUAUGUUGCGAACGGCACUUAGAAAUCUCAAGGGAGCUAUAUGAUAAGGUUGGAGAAGCUAGAGCACUGUACAACCUGGGGAAUGUGUACCACUCGAAGGGCAAGAGUCUGGCCCUCACAGAGACCCGGGAUCCUGGCGAGUUUCCAGAGGAGGUGAAAACUGCCCUACAGAGAGCCGUGGAUUUUUAUGAGGAAAAUUUAUCAAUUGUGACAGAUCUGGGGGACAGAGCAGCUCAGGGGCGAGCGUACGGGAACCUUGGAAACACCCACUAUUUACUUGGCAACUUCCAGAAGGCCGUCAUUUCUCAUGAACAGAGACUUUUAAUUGCCAGAGAAUUUGGUGACAAAUCAGCAGAAAGAAGAGCAUAUAGCAACCUGGGAAAUGCAUUCAUCUUCCUGGGGGAGUUUGAAAUGGCAGCAGAAUAUUAUAAGAGGACGCUGCAGCUAGCGAGGCAGCUCAAGGACAGAGCUGUCGAGGCACAAAGCUGUUAUAGCCUUGGAAAUACAUACACCCUUCUUCAGGACUAUGAGAAGGCUAUUGAUUACCACCUGAAACACCUGGUCAUCGCUCAGGAACUCAAUGACAGGGUGGGAGAAGGACGAGCCUGCUGGAGCUUGGGAAACGCAUACACGGCCUUAGGAAACCACGACCAAGCUGUACAAUUUGCUGAGAGGCAUUUGGAUAUUUCUAGAGAGCUGGGAGAUCGCAAUGGAGAACUGACAGCUCAGCUGAACCUUUCUGACCUGCAGAUGGUGCUUGGUCUGAGCUAUAGCACAAACACGUCUGUACUGUCAGAGAUCCAAGACACAGACUCCUAUGUACAAGGUGCACGGCCCAGAUUAAGCAGACGUCACAGUAUGGAGAAUCUGGAGCUUGUGAAGUUGACACCAGAGAAGGUACAGAACUGGAACUGUGAAAUCCUGGCAAAGCAGAAGGCUCUGCUGUCUAAGCCCUCAGCCAAGCUGAUGUUUGUGAACCGACUGAAAGGAAAGAAACUGAAGAACGGCUCAUCAGGCAAAGUGUUACAGGACACCAGCAAUUGCACAGACUCCAGCAGGAAGACGUCCAGCGGUCAACGUAAAGCAGCAGAUGGAUUCGGAGACGAAGGAUUCUUUGAUCUUCUGAGUCGAUUUCAGAGCAACAGGAUGGACGAUCAGAGGUGCAGCUUACAGGAUAAGAACGCGUCAAGAGGUUCUGCAGUUGCAGCUUCCACCCCUCCUAAAACCAUGAAAAAAUCUCCCCUUGUGUACUUAGCUCUGUCAGCAUCUGCAGUCUCACCGCAUACUGAUGAAUUCCUGGACCUGAUUGCCAGCUCACAGAGUCGCCGGCUGGAUGACCAGAGGGCCAGCUUUAGCAACCUACCUGGGCUGAGGAUCAACCAGCAGAAUAGCCACUCUGUGCUAGGCCACCUGAUGGCCAGUGAGAACAGGGAGCCAGAUGAAGACUUCUUUGAUAUGCUGGUGAAAUACCAGGGCUCUCGACUAGAUGAUCAACGUUGUGCCCCUCCGCCACCCCCAAAGAAAGGGCCCACAGUCCCAGAUGAAGACUUCUUCAGCCUUAUUUUGCGCUCUCAGGCCAAGCGCAUGGACGAGCAGAGAGUCACUCUCUCCUCGCACCUUAAGAGACCCAACUCCAGUUAGGGAAAGCCAACUGAACCCUUUGUUGCCAGCCAGAGGGUUACUAUGCCUUUUUAAUGUGUUAUUUUAUUCAGGUAUUUCAUAGUACUGUAAUCUUAACUCUGUACGUCUGAUGCUCACUGCAAUGAACAUUUAACCACCUUGGCAAUCUAAAAGGAUAUCAAAAACAUUCCAGCCCUCACUGGCUGCCAGGGGUUAAACUAAUCUUUUCUGUGCUGUCAGACUUGGCAUUAAGCUACUGGAAUAAAUAUACAUUUUAUGCUAAAACGGGCAAUUUUUCUGCUGGUUACCCAGGAGCCUAGUGGAGAGUGAUAAAUCAUUACUCUGAAAUGCCCAGGGCCAGGGAGAGGGCACCUGAUAAACUGGAUUAUGCUAUGGGCAGCUCUUGCGUAAGUAACUGUAUAUAUAAAAUAUAAUGACUGCCUUUACAAGGGAAAUGGCUUAAGCACUACAAUUUUCAUAGUUUUGUAAAUAUUUUUUUAUUUUAUUUUUUAAACGCUACUUUUUGUUACUACAAACUUAUUAUUGUGCCGAGAACAAAAGGGCUAUUUUUUUAGUAAUAAUGUUAGAAUUGUACAAAAAAUGUUGGGAGGAAAAAAAACAGGUACAGAGCUAAUGUGUCAGCUCAUGGUUUUUCAGAUGUCUAAAAGAGUCAUUUAAUGUUUUAUGUAUUUUAUAAAUAAUGACACCUUGUUUUGUUACACUGCUUAUUGGUUGCAUUGGUCAGGUUUUUUCAUAUCACCUGUGUGAUGACUAUCAAGGAAUAAAAACCUUAGUGUACAAACUAAA
Bombina bombina (fire-bellied toad) is the source of this 3091-nucleotide messenger RNA. It is a transcript of the gene GPSM2, whose product is annotated as G protein signaling modulator 2. Lineage: Eukaryota; Metazoa; Chordata; Amphibia; Anura; Bombinatoridae. Gene Ontology annotation, molecular function: protein binding; GTPase regulator activity. The transcript is spliced from 15 exons. The record is from RefSeq and is a predicted model, not a curated record. The coding region runs from base 293 to 2305 and encodes 670 amino acids.